Molecule: messenger RNA, 1122 nt
Organism: Babesia bigemina
Lineage: Eukaryota; Apicomplexa; Aconoidasida; Piroplasmida; Babesiidae
Exons: 7
Coding region: 1-1122 (373 amino acids)
Biological process (GO): mRNA splicing, via spliceosome
Cellular component (GO): nucleus
Source: RefSeq, a predicted model, not a curated record
AUGGCUCAGGGUGGACAAGACUCCGCCGGGAGGCGAGCAAAGGAUUCGCAUCGAUCUAAGCACAAAUCCAAGCACGAUGCAACGGAUAGUAGAAGGCGUCACCAGGCGGCACGCCGCCGGCCCGAGGAGCCAGAACGUACUACCGAGGGCAAUUACCGUGAUCGCGCAUUCGAACGCAGCCAGCUGAAAGACGAAUAUUACAAGAAGAUCGUCGAGGAGCAUGCACUGUUGAAGGCCCAGACUGAGGAGGAAUCGCGGUACAUGGGCGGCGAUGAGGAGCACACGCACCUGGUAAAGGGCCUGGACUACGUGUUACUGGAGAAGGUACGCAAGAGCCUAGCUCCUAAGGUCGCAGCCGAACGGGCUGCCGAGGCUGCCGCCGCGGCUGCGGGUGAGGAAAUCGGCCACUCCGACCUGGGCCGAUACAUCUAUCGCACGUUCAUCUACCACACGCACAUGCACCACCGGCAGUUCCAUCAAAGGCUGUCGAAGACGUACAGCUUGGUGUGCCAGGGUUACAAGUUCAAGAGGAAGGACGCCGACACGCAGACCUUUUAUACGUUGGACCUGAGCAUGGAGCCAUCCGCUAACGACGUGCCCUCAACCGUGGUUUCAAAAGGGGAUCCUGAAAAAGCACCAGAGAUCGCCGAGGCCCUGCAAUGGCACCAGGAGAAUCGCAAAAAACCCAAGGAGGAGCGACUGCACGCUAGACCACUAAAACCUGCUCAUGGUGGAUCCGGGGACGACUCCGAUGAUAUCUUCGCCGACGCCGGCGAAUACCGCAGCAACGAGUUGAACACCGACGAAGUCACCCGACUGAAGCCAGACGAGAAAUACUUCGCCGACGAAUCAGACGACGAAGGCGCCAACGAGACAUACCAGGGCCCCUCGCGGCUACAAGUGCUGGGCCGUCGCAAACGCACCGCUGCGGUGGCGGACGGCUACGACGAGUGCUACCCGUGCGCUGCUGACGUAGACAGCGACGACGAAACGGGAGGCAAGGGCAAGAAGUCUCGGGGAAACCGUGCCGAAUGGCGCAAGAUCGAGAAGAUCAUCGCCGACAAGGCCGCCAUACCCAUGGAGCAGCUGGAGAAGAUAUCGGCGGCACAGAAACAGAAGUGA